GUGUAGCUGGUCUCCAAGAUCGCAAAGUAGGUGCCACAUCCCACUUUUGAAUUUGUCUUGCAUCAUGGGCCAGAUAAGGAAGGUGCUUCAAUAGAAAGAGGCAUAGCAACUUUGACCGAAAGAACACAUCACCACCACACAGCGGGCACAAGCAAAACCAAGGCCAUCCUCAUAGCGUCAACUGUUUGUACUUUGCUUUUCAGUUGAUUUUGUUCUCGAGGGCAGAUUUUAUUGAACAGGUCAGCUACUGACCUCACCUCCAGGGGACACCUUCCCCGUCCCAAACUUCACUAGCCCAGGACUUGGCCGCCUCUCCUAGACAUCAUUUGACAUAGGGCGAUGACUUGCUUCUUCUGAGAUAAUGGUCCAGAUUAUGAAUUCAAACCCAGAGGUGUUUAACUCAGUCCGGCCAAAAACCUCGCACCAGGGCCCAGCUGUCUCCCCCGACCCUCCCUUAGGAAGGGUCCCCGCCCACUUUCCCAGCGAAGGUGCCACCGGAAGGGGCGGGCACUCGGCCCGGAAGCGGGACUCCGACCACCAUGGUUGCUCGUGGAGUUGUUGGCUUUUUCCUUCUCGCUGCUCUCCCCGUCUUGUGUCUGGAACUCCGGCGUGAGAUCCCAGAGCUAGGAAUCAAAGAUAUAGUUUUGCUGUGUGGACGAAUAUUUUUACUGCUUGCUCUUCUUUCUUUAAUUAUUUCUGUGACUGCCUCAUGGCUUAACUCAUUUAAGUCUUCCCGAGUUUAUCUGAAAGAAGAAGAGAAGAAUGAGGAAACACAAAAACUUGUGAGAGAAAAACAGCAAGAAGUACAGGGUGAGAAGAGUAGGAGAUAUAUUGAGAAUGUUUUAAAGCCUCACCAGGAAAUGAAAUUGCGAAAACUACAAGAACGUUUUUAUCGGAUGACUGAUGAAACAUGGAAAUUAAGCAACGGACAUAAGCUUGGGGGGGAUGAAGAUUUGGUGAUUGAAGAUGAGAGUCACAUAUCUUUUGAAACAACAAGCAGAGAAGCAGCAAAGAGACGGAAGUUGCCUAAGACUUUAACCAAAAUUUCACCACCUGAACAGCCCAAACAGAAAGAGUGCUCAGCUCUGGCAUAUGGUGAUACUGGGGUUCUUAAUUUACCUGAAGAGCCUCCUGAAACAGCUGAAGAAGUAGUUAGAAUUGCUCUCCGAUGUCCAAGUGGGAGGAUCUUGAGGAGAAGGUUUCUUAAGUCUUGGAGUUCACAGGUCUUACUGAACUGGAUGAUGAAAAUUGGGUACCACUCAUCCCUAUACAGCCUUUCUACUUCCUUUCCCCGAAGACUUCUGGAAGUAGAGGGAGGUUGGUCACUGCAGGAUAUAGGAAUAACGGCAGACACUGUACUCAAUGUGGAAGAGAAAGAGAAGAACAACUAGUUAAGAAAUGAAUACUAUCUGUAAAAUCAGCUAUGCUGUGACCUUACUGGACAAUGAAGGAUUCACAUUAAAUCAAGCCAAACCUUGA
This is a messenger RNA of Erinaceus europaeus (western European hedgehog), 1479 nucleotides long. RefSeq names its product UBX domain protein 8 (gene UBXN8). Bases 540 to 1391 code for a protein of 283 amino acids. Gene Ontology annotation, molecular function: ubiquitin binding. The transcript has 9 exons. Gene Ontology annotation, cellular component: endoplasmic reticulum; nucleus. The record is from RefSeq and is a predicted model, not a curated record. Lineage: Eukaryota; Metazoa; Chordata; Mammalia; Eulipotyphla; Erinaceidae.